AUGGCGUCCCAAACACCUGCCGUUGUCAUGGACAACGGUACUGGUUACUCCAAGCUGGGUUUUGCCGGUAACGAUUCUCCCUCCUUCGUCUUUCCCACGGCCAUUGCAACCAGGGCCGGUGCUGGGAGCGCUGGCAGCUCCGGUGCUCGGCCUGCUGUCGCAAACAAACCCUCUUUCUUGUCCGGCGGUGGCGGUGGUAGCUCGCAUCUGUCCGCAAAGCGUGGCACCGAGGAUCUGGACUUCUUCAUCGGCGAUGAGGCUCUAGCCGCUGGCAAUGGCCCUGGCUAUGGUGUCAACUACCCCAUCCGACACGGUCAGAUCGAGAACUGGGAUCACAUGGAGCGUUUCUGGUCGAAUUCAAUUUUCAAGUAUCUCCGCGUUGAGCCCGAAGAUCAUUACUUCCUCCUCACCGAACCCCCGCUGAACCCUCCCGAGAACCGCGAAAACACCGCCGAGAUUAUGUUUGAAUCUUUUAAUUGCGCUGGUCUCUACAUUGCCGUACAAGCCGUGCUUGCCCUCGCCGCAUCCUGGACCUCCUCGAAAGUGACCGACCGAUCGCUCACCGGAACUGUGAUUGACUCGGGUGACGGUGUCACUCACGUCAUCCCCGUGGCUGAGGGAUAUGUUAUCGGAUCCUCCAUUAAGAGUAUACCCAUCGCCGGUCGCGAUAUCACAUACUUUGUGCAGAGCCUGCUGCGAGACCGCGGGGAGCCGGACAGCAGUUUGAAGACCGCGGAGAAGGUCAAGGAGGAGUAUUGUUACGUGAGCCCGGAUAUUGUCAAGGAGUUUGCCCGCUACGACCGCGAGCCCGAUCGUCUCCUGAAGCACACCGUGACCUCGCCUAACGGACGUAGCGUACAAAUCGACAUCGGAUACGAGCGCUUCCUCGCCCCGGAGAUCUUCUUCAACCCCGAAAUCUACUCCUCCGACUUCCUGACCCCUCUCCCCAACGUUGUCGAUGGCGUCAUUCAAUCUUCACCCAUCGAUGUGCGACGAGGACUCUAUAAGAACAUUGUCUUGUCCGGCGGUUCCACCCUGUACAAGGACUUUGGCCGUCGUCUACAGCGUGAUAUCCGCCACCUGGUGGAUGACCGCAUUCGUGCUUCUGAGGCCCGUAGUGGCGGUGCUCGGAGUGGUGGUUUGGAUGUGGCGGUUGUCACGCACAAGCGCCAGCGACACGGUCCCUGGUUCGGAGGCAGCCUGCUGGGUCAGACGCCCGAGUUUCGGAGCUACUGCCACACCAAGGCCGAGUACGACGAGAUUGGCCCCAGCAUUGUGCGCAGAUUCGCACUGCUUGGUGGCCCGGGAAGCACUUAA
This is a messenger RNA of Penicillium argentinense, 1317 nucleotides long. RefSeq names its product actin-related protein 3. Gene Ontology annotation, molecular function: actin filament binding. The coding region runs from base 1 to 1317 and encodes 438 amino acids. Gene Ontology annotation, cellular component: Arp2/3 protein complex; actin cortical patch. NCBI's taxonomy places the organism in Eukaryota, Fungi, Ascomycota, Eurotiomycetes, Eurotiales, Aspergillaceae. The record is from RefSeq and is a predicted model, not a curated record. The transcript is spliced from 4 exons. Gene Ontology annotation, biological process: Arp2/3 complex-mediated actin nucleation.